Molecule: messenger RNA, 1274 nt
Organism: Anarrhichthys ocellatus (wolf-eel)
Lineage: Eukaryota; Metazoa; Chordata; Actinopteri; Perciformes; Anarhichadidae
Product: LIM domain transcription factor LMO4-B-like
Exons: 4
Coding region: 387-926 (179 amino acids)
Source: RefSeq, a predicted model, not a curated record
UUGCGCAAUUUGAUGAAUAGAGUCGCUGUCAAAAGCGUUGGAAAGAGAUGAAGGAAUGUUGAUAGAUGGUCGGCUGUGACAGAGAGGAGAGGAAGAGGAGCUGCGUCAUGUCUCCUCGCGGUUCCGUGUAACGCUGCUUCUUCAUCUCUGGAGCUGGAUGUCAGUGAGAGUUUGUCCAACUCUUACCGACACCGUGCCGCCCGUCCCGGGCUCAACGUUGAGCUGUUUUCCCUUUUUUUCCCGGAACGCUAUGCAGACCAGAACAAGUCUGAGUGUUGAAAAGCGGCGCGUGUCGAGCUUCUUUUGAACAUUUGUGCACCUUCUCAAAGUUCCCCGCAGGAGGAAAGCCUCGCGCUCGUGAAGGAGCCUGUGAGGGCCACAUCACAAUGGUGAACAGCCAGGCGUCAGGCGGGACGCCGGCCCCCAGGUCUUGUGCAGGAUGUGGGGGCAAGAUCGCCGACCGCUUCCUUCUCUUCUCCAUGGAGCGCUACUGGCACACUCGCUGUCUCAAGUGCUCCUGCUGCCAAGCCCAGCUGGGGGACAUUGGCACCACCUGCUACAGCAAAGGGGGCAUGAUUCUGUGUCGGAGCGACUACAUCAGGCUGUUCGGGCACAGCGGGGCGUGCAGCGCCUGCGGACAGUCGAUCCCAGCCAACGAGAUGGUGAUGAGGGCGCAGGGAAAUGUUUACCACCUCAAGUGUUUCAGCUGUGCCACCUGUAGAAACAGGCUGAUGCCAGGCGAUCGCUUCCAUUACAUCAACGGUACAAUCUUCUGUGAGCACGACAGACCCGGCGUCUUGCUCAACAGCCACCUGCCUCCACUUCAGAGCAACUCCGUGCUGACAGACCAGAAGGUGAACACCGGGGCAGUUGAUGUGCCGCUACAGAAUCAUCUGUACUUACAGCGCAGCACCCGUUGUCCUUAACGUCGCUGUGCUGUAACGUGAACAACAGAACAUGUGGAUAAAACCAAUGAAAUACAUAAUAUCAGAGGUCAUAUUGUCAUGAAUGAAGAACACACGGUAUAUAUGACUAUUGUAGGAGUCUGAAGAAACAACAGUAUAAAGAACAGGUCAUAGUUAAUGUCCACGACUCUGUGCUGUACUGUAGGUGCAGGUUUUUAUUUGUUUGAUUAAUAUUGGCUUUACCUUGACCGGCUUCAUUAAGAUACUAUACUCAUGUUAGUGUUUCAUUCUCUGUGUCCAUGUGGGGGCACUGAGGACACCAGACCAGCUGUGGGCUUAUACAUAGAGACCCUCGUGACUCUUCUCCCU